Molecule: messenger RNA, 1212 nt
Organism: Miniopterus natalensis
Lineage: Eukaryota; Metazoa; Chordata; Mammalia; Chiroptera; Miniopteridae
Gene: SNRPD3
Product: small nuclear ribonucleoprotein D3 polypeptide
Biological process (GO): RNA processing; spliceosomal snRNP assembly
Cellular component (GO): spliceosomal complex
Molecular function (GO): RNA binding
Source: RefSeq, a predicted model, not a curated record
CUCCCCGGAAGCCCCUCCCCGAAGCCCAGACGAUCCGAGAGCAUCGACUCCCCUGAGGCUCUCAGCUUCAGGUCCAAGGCUUGGUCGGGCUCCAGUCACCGCCGGGCUCCAGAAGACCUAACCCCACUCCGAAUCCCUUCAGGGAAGACCCCCCAACCCCUAAUCUAUACCUUUUUCCCUAUCCGUACGGUGAAAUACCUCGCCUCGCUCAAGGCGCCCCUUACCUGGCUGUGCCUGGUUCCAAAGGUUAAAUCGUGAGGGGAGAUCCUAGCCUUCGGCCUCACCGCCUGCAGCCCCAAUCCAAGGGGCCAGGCCCUUGAUCCAGCCCGCCCCUGGUGUGGGGUGCUUGGAAACGCGAUCCCCACUCUCCCCUUGCCGGCCUGAGGGUCGCUAUUUCUGGCGGCACCUGGGCCCUGUCAUCAGCAGUCUAUUCCAGGACCGGAACGAUAGUCUCAGAGCUCACGUUUCCCAGCCGGCGGAGUGAGGAGGAACCAGAGGCGAGACGGUGCAGUGCGCGCGGCAUUUUGGGAACGCGUGGUAUUCUGGGAGCGCGGGACCGCCAUUCGCUUGCCUCGCGCGCUCGCAGUCGCCUGAGUUCUCGCUACCGCCGCUGCACCGGGAAGGAAGGGGAGGCCGGAGCCGAACUCUCUUCCUGCCAAGAUGUCUAUUGGUGUGCCAAUUAAAGUCCUACAUGAAGCUGAGGGUCACAUUGUGACCUGUGAGACAAACACCGGCGAGGUGUAUCGUGGGAAGCUCAUUGAGGCCGAAGACAACAUGAACUGCCAGAUGUCCAACAUCACAGUCACAUACAGAGAUGGCCGAGUGGCACAGCUGGAGCAGGUGUACAUUCGUGGGAGCAAGAUCCGCUUUCUGAUUUUGCCUGACAUGCUGAAAAACGCCCCCAUGUUAAAGAGCAUGAAAAAUAAAAACCAAGGCUCAGGGGCUGGUCGGGGAAAAGCUGCCAUUCUGAAGGCCCAAGUGGCUGCCAGAGGAAGAGGACGUGGAAUGGGACGUGGAAACAUCUUCCAGAAGCGAAGAUAAAUUCAUCUGUUGCACAGAACUUUGCCCUUUUUUUUUCUUUUAGGUUAUCUGGGUUCAGUGGAGUGUGUGCUUAUCUGUAUGGUCCUAGGUGUUCUUUUGACAUCUUUCUCUUUAGAUCAGGGGAAAUAUUAAACUAAAUAAAUAUGGUGGUUGUUUUUCUUUUUGUGAAAA